CGGCCCGGAGCCGCCCCGCCCACCAGUGUUGGGGGCUGCGGCGUCUAAACCCCGCGGUGGGUUCUGGUCCUGUGGUCGCGGCAGCCCUGUCCAGUGGACCCGGUGCCCGGAGGCGAGUCUGCGGGGCAGAAAUAGUAGUAGCAGCAUUCGCUUGCCUUGACCUGGGAGCUGCGCCAAGAGUUUCACAUCAGACUCUUGGAACAACUUGGAACCUCCCAGAACAGCGCCUUUCAAAGUGUCCCCAGCCAGAAACCUCAUCAUCACCUGGGCACCUGCUUAUAAUGCGUUAUUAUUGGGCCGCACCACAGACCUGCUGAAUCACACUCUAGGAGUGGCUCCCAGGUGAUUCCCUGCAGUUUGGGAAUCAGUGCUGUAGAAACUCCAGAGCCUGGGUCUUUCUGCGCAUUAGCUACCGCCACCAAGUGUGAGUGACGUGCAUUCUCGGGUGAAGUCCCAGAGACGUGAGCAGAAAUCGUCCCCUGCUCUCUGGCCUGUGCCUAUUUUGUGCUCUUCCUAACCCUCUCUACUCAGUGGGGCUCCAGAGGCUGGAGAAGAUGAAAAUAGGACUUGAUUGCUUACCGGGAAUGGAGCUGCCUCUUGUGGGGAUGAAUAUGUUCCGGAACUAGAUGGAGAUGGUAGCUGCAUAGUACUGCACAAUGUACUGUCACUGAAUUCUACACUUUAAAAUGGUUGGAAAGGUAGAGAAGUCAGUCUGCUGUCUGCCCCAGGACAUGAAGCACUUGUGGCAGAUUUUUGUCCUGUGGGUCUUCUGGGUACUCAUCAUGUGGCUGAUGGCACCCUGCCUGGAUCCCAAACCUGAAUCGCCACCCCAGGGAAAACUGAUGGCCUUGGUACCACGGCAUUGCAACUGCCCUUGGCUCAAAUUCAGGAGAAGUGGCUGCCCAUCCGAGACACUAAACGCCUCCCUCUGCUACCACAGAGUUGGAGAACGGAACCGAUUUGCUACCUGCUAUGAGAAGGCCCUGGAGCACCUGAUGGGGGCAACAGAAUCCAUGACCCCUGAUACUGUACUCUGUUGGUUGAGCCGAUACCCAGCUCCCAGCCCCCAGUCUUCUUUCUGCUGUUUCCAGGGCAUGAACUCAGCAAGUGGCCUUGGCAAAAUGUGGGAAAAGCUGUUCAAGGUGAUUCCCAGGCCCUCAGCGAGCCAUUUCCAUAUCUACUGUGGGACUUGUGCUUUGAUGGGGCACUCACAGACCCUGUGGGGCCCUGGCCUUACCAGCAACGUCCACCAACCCACUGCAGCCUUCGGGAUGAACGAGGGCUGUGUCCAGGGCUUCGAGACAGUGGGGAACCAAGCCACGGGACACUUCAUCCAUCCCGGGAACGCCAGCAACCAGGGCUCCUGGAGAAAGCUGCUGCUGCUGCUGCUGCAAUUUCCUGGUCUGGUGUGGACUUCAGAUGCUCCGCUUGAGGAGGAUGCCUGCUUCAGAUUUGGAUCAGAAAAGCAAGAAGAGGGAUGCCAAGACUGGGAGGGUGUUAAUUGGACUAAGAGCACCAAGGAGAUUCUAUGUGCAGCACGGAAGCAGGAAUGGAAGUCAGCUACGGUGUGGCGGGUGAACUCACUGUCCACACCCGACACCGACCAGAGUCCCCACAAGUCCUAGUCCUUUGAGCGUCAAGGCAGGUUCUUGGGACAGUGGUGUUGGCGGCAGCAGCAGGACCAUGAGGACUUUCAGGGGUCAAAAGCAAGAGGAAAUUUUAUGGAGACCAGUCAGUCUAGUGCUGAAUAAAAUUUUCGUCGGAUCUGUUGCCUACAAGGACAGGGUAAGGAGACGAAGAGCCAAACUUGAUUUCCAGAUCUCAGGGGCAGUAUUUAUGUUACUUUCUCUGCUUGACCCUGGAUCAUGCAGGUGGUGUAGAUUUAGACCCAAUCUCACACAAAAUGCAAGGCCAGACAGAGUUCUUGGGGGAAGCUCUUUUCCCAUCUGAGGAAAGAGUUGUAUAAGCCUUUGUAUUUCAUCCUGUACUGGGGGUGGAUUUUUUUCUAGCUUAGCUUUUCACCAAAGGUUCAGCUCCUUGAGGUUCCUAGUGUUUUACAGUGACCUCUGUUCCUCCUCUGCCUCCCCUGGGCUCAAAGUCCUCAGCCCCCAUAGGCAUUAAACUCCUAAGUUCCUGGACAAGCACUCAGGCAGCUAGAGCACUCCUUGUGCUGUUUUUCAGGGGACUUCCUGUUUUAUUUGGGCCUCUGCUCUGUGUUUAAAAU
Canis lupus familiaris (dog) is the source of this 2224-nucleotide messenger RNA. It is a transcript of the gene C24H20orf173, whose product is annotated as chromosome 24 C20orf173 homolog. The transcript has 7 exons. NCBI's taxonomy places the organism in Eukaryota, Metazoa, Chordata, Mammalia, Carnivora, Canidae. The record is from RefSeq and is a predicted model, not a curated record. Gene Ontology annotation, molecular function: beta-galactoside (CMP) alpha-2,3-sialyltransferase activity. Bases 687 to 1625 code for a protein of 312 amino acids.